AUGGCGCUGCGCCCUAUCUCCUGUGGGUAUGAACGUUUCCGGCUGGAAGACCUUUCGCUCAGCAUCGAGUCCGGCCACCGUGACAUUGAUGAGGACAGAGUCUCCGAGCUUCUCGCCAGACUGCAAGCAGGUGAGUUCGGAACUGCAAGAUCGGUUGCCCAGCCCACUGUCAGACUCGACAGUGAAGGAAACCAAAUGCGCUGCCCCGAUGGCCUGCUGAAGUUGGCUGACGGGAAGCAGUGGGUGUGCGCACUCGUUCGUGCCAAGGUCAUCUGGCAAGACGCAGAGCAGUCAGACUGGGUCACUGCUCCCCUUCUUGAGGUCUUUCAGAUGGGCCUUCCGAUGGAGAAGAUCAAGUUCCAGGAUGAUGAUGAGGCCGCCGUCAGACUCUUUUGGUCCAUGUCCCACGAAGGUGAGAACACCAAGGUGCGUGCCCACAGCGUGCACUUGAAGGUGCAGAUCUGCAAGACCUUCAUGGAGAAGACGCCUGGCGGAGACACCGCCAAGGCUGAGGCUGCCAUGGUGGCGCAGCUGGGGCCAUCCAAACGAUCCACAGUGCACCUUUGGAUGAAGGCUGCAAUUACACUGACAGACUCUACUUUGUGCUUGCUGGCAACACGACCUGACCUCACCCAAGGAUACGUCUUCGGCAACCCUUUCCUGACUGGCUUGGGUGAGGAAUCUCGUCAGAGGCUUUCGGUGGAUUUCGCCGAAGCUUCCUUGAGAUGCCUAUUCGACACGCUAGACCUGGACAGGGGCGUCACGAAGGAGCAAUUCAAGACCGAUUUCUGUGCCCAGAACUGGGCGAAGCUCACAACGCAGAAGUACGGCUCGGUUGUGAAGCAAGUCCCUUCUUUCGAUCGCACUGUAAAGAUGCUUAUUUCAGAGCGGGGCCGUGUGAAGAUCAUGCUGCUUGCAGGCAAUGGCUCAGCUAGCUUUGAGGCCAACAUCCCCAACUCUGGAAUCGAAGAGUGUCGCAAGACGAUCGAAGCCCUCGAGGAGAAGAAGAGCGGCAAGACUGAUUCUGGAGGGCAUGCGUCAGAUGCUGCCGCGGAGGAGCCUGUCAAUCAGGAUAAGCCAGACGACCAGCAGCAUGAGGACGUUGACAUGCUGGCAGACCAUGCGUGCGACGUGGUGGUGGCCCCUGAGACUGAGCCUGAGGACCCACUCGUGGUGAAGGCGACCGAGCUCUCGGCCUCCAUCCUCGAGAAGAUCCAUGUCCUUAACUGUCCGUCAGACUUCAAGGAGGCCGUGAAGGGUUUGAAGGCGCACUGCCGUGGCAUCAUCCUUGUGGAUCAGCCAACCUCGAAGGCUAAAAUCAUUCUUGAUUCCUUGGAUUUGGCUUGGCAUGCAGUCGCACAGGCUCUGCCAGACCCGAUGAAGUACGUCAGUGUGGGCAUCACCAUUGGACGGCGGUUCGACCUCAUCCCCUUGGUCACCGCCAGACUCCACAAACUCCUGCCAAACCGUCAGCCGUUCGUCGUCCAGAUGACGGCCGGGGAUGGCCAGACAAAGAACAAGAGGCCAAGCUACUUGAUCUACCAGCCCAGCACUUCGUCAGACAAAGACAUGGUGCCAACAACCGUCCCGUGCAACCAAGUGCGGGCGUUUUCGUGGGAAAAACUGCGGUUGAGGUGCACAGAUCCCACCUGUCCCCUACGUCAGGCGCCCGUCCCGGAGGACACUGACGAACCGCCGCAUGUCGACGAAGAGUUCCCGUCAGACGACUUGGAAGGCCGCGACCAAGGCCAAGACGAGCAGGACGUCACAGAGAAGCUUUGUGAGCCAGACCUUGAUGUGGAGAUCGACAAAGCCCCGAAGAAGAAGAAGAGCAAGGCCGAAAGAGAGCUGGCCCGGGAGUAUAAGGUCGAUGUCUGGUUGUUUGCAAACGCGCAAGACCACUACGUCAAACUCCUGCAGGGGGCUUUCCAGAGCUCACAGGCCUCCUGGUCAGUGGUGACCACCCGAACUUCGCACCCGGGGGCUCUUGUGGCAUGCCAGACCCAGACCGGCGAGGUGGUCGCCCUCGUUCAGGGUCCUUCACGGCACAGCAUGGAGCACGGCAAGGUGCUGCUGGAAGAGAUGGCCGCGCACUUGAAAAUGGAUGAAGCAAAACGGCUCAUCGGCAACAAGAGGGCGAGGCCUGUGCAGGCAGAUGACAUACCGUACAUCUUCAUGCAGGCCCCUCCUUGGCAAGAACAGGUCGUGUAUGUGAAGGAAGUGAGCCUGGGUGCCUCGCCUGGGCCCUUUGAUGGGCUUAACCGCCGGGUGUCAGACUUGGAGACUGGGAUGGAGAAACUCUUGCGCAGAGAACUCUCGGCUUGGGACCUUGCGUUGGCCAUGUCAGAUGGCAAGACUGCUGCUCGGCUUCAUUUGGGCGGUGUUACAGGCAGGUGA
Symbiodinium natans is the source of this 2397-nucleotide messenger RNA. The record is from the annotation of a GenBank genome assembly. NCBI's taxonomy places the organism in Eukaryota, Dinophyceae, Suessiales, Symbiodiniaceae.